This is a messenger RNA of Nicotiana attenuata, 1077 nucleotides long. Its product is annotated as ras-related protein Rab11D. Gene Ontology annotation, molecular function: GTP binding; GTPase activity. Lineage: Eukaryota; Viridiplantae; Streptophyta; Magnoliopsida; Solanales; Solanaceae. Gene Ontology annotation, cellular component: endosome. The transcript is spliced from 2 exons. The record is from RefSeq and is a predicted model, not a curated record. The coding region runs from base 174 to 842 and encodes 222 amino acids.
UGACAGCAGUCCAAAGGAAAAGUAUGUAAACCAAUUUUCAGACAGCAAUAUCCCAGCAAAGACUAGCCAAGAUCCGCGUCUCCUCUCUUUCCAAUCUCUCUCUCUCUCUCUCUCUCUAAAUUUCAGCUGCUGAUUGACUAUACAGAAGCUUAAUUUUCUGGUUUUAAAAAAAAAUGGCGAGUGGGUAUGGGGAUGCGAGCCAGAAGAUAGAUUAUGUAUUCAAAGUGGUGUUAAUCGGUGACUCAGCUGUAGGCAAGUCACAGAUACUGGCUCGAUUUGCUCGUAAUGAAUUUAGCCUGGAUUCUAAGGCCACAAUUGGGGUUGAGUUCCAGACACGAACCCUAGUCAUUCAACACAAGUCUGUUAAAGCUCAGAUCUGGGAUACUGCUGGUCAAGAACGAUAUAGAGCUGUUACAAGUGCAUACUACAGGGGAGCUGUUGGAGCUAUGUUGGUUUAUGACAUAACGAAACGCCAAACCUUUGAUCACAUACCCCGUUGGCUGGAAGAAUUGCGUGCACAUGCCGAUAGGAAUAUCGUGAUCAUGCUGAUCGGAAACAAAACAGAUCUUGAAGACCAACGAGCUGUCCCUACCGAGGAUGCUAAAGAAUUUGCCCAGAAAGAAGGAUUAUUCUUCUUGGAGACUUCUGCGAUGGAAGCGACAAACGUGGAGGAUGCAUUCUUGACUGUUUUGACAGAGAUCUUCAACAUUGUGAACAAGAAGAAUCUUGCUGCAGAUGAGAAUCAAUCCAAUGGCAAUCCUGCAUCUUUAACUGGAAAGAAGAUUCUUGUACCUGGUCCUGGACAAGUUAUCCCAGAAAAGAAAGCAUGUUGUAGUUCUUGAUAUAUCGGGAUCCGACGUUUGUUUCACUUUUUAGGCGACAAUUUUCCGGGGUAUUAAAAUUUCAAAUUUUUACUGAUAGUCAUUCUUGAAACUCUCAUGUAUUCGGUUGUAAAUUUUAUUAUUUUGUGAUGGUUUUUGUGAAAGGAAAUGAAUAUAUUGUUGUCUGUGAGGAGUGAGGGCAACAGCAGCAGACUACAUGUGCUUUUACUAGUUAAUAUUAUGUUUGUUGUUUAAC